AUGUCAUCCGUAGUUAAACUUGAAGCCUUGUCCGGUGUAAAGGAUGAAGGACCGCUGUGUUAUUUGUUACAGAUAGAAGAAACAUAUUUGUUGUUGGAUUGUGGGUGGGAUGACAAAUUCGACAUGGCUUAUAUAGAGUCUAUAAGAUCUCGUGCAUCUCAGAUCUCUGCUGUGCUUAUCACACAUCCCGAUCAGCCACAUUUAGG
Molecule: messenger RNA, 206 nt
Organism: Cooperia oncophora
Lineage: Eukaryota; Metazoa; Nematoda; Chromadorea; Rhabditida; Trichostrongylidae
Source: the annotation of a GenBank genome assembly